AAACCUCUGAAUCUGUUCUUCGAACUACAUAUGGCAAUAGAAACACUCCGACUUCUCCAUUUCACUAUCUUUCAUUUCUAGUGAGAUUUUUCACAGGCCACAAGAUACUUCCUGCUGAGAACCCAUUUCUUAACUACGCCACCAUUUAAGAAGACCCUCAUCGAAAAUGCAAGCCCCAUCGCAGUCACCGGUGGUCAUUGUAACUCAGCCCGUGAGUGGCCCCAUGCCCCAGACCUCCAACUGGCAGACAGGCAUGUGUGACUGCUUCAGUGACUGCGGAGUCUGUCUCUGUGGCACAUUUUGUUUCCUGUGCCUCGCGUGUCAAGUUGCAGCUGACAUGAAUGAAUGCUGUCUGUGUGGAACAAGUGUCUCAAUGAGGACCCUCUACCGGACCCGAUAUGGCAUCCCAGGAUCCAUUUGUGAUGACUAUUUGGUGACCAACUGCUGUCCUCUGUUCUCUCUUUGUCAAAUCAAGAGAGACAUCAACAGAAGGAGAGCCAUGCAUACUUUCUAAAGAACUAAUGGUGAAGAGCUCUCACCCAAGCAACUAAAAUCAGCAGACACCGCUUCAGCUCGAGUACCUCUCCACCUUUUGCAACUGAAAUAUGACAUAUAUGUUUAAUCACAAUCAAUGGGGUAAAAGCAUGGAAUUUUUAUUUUAAAAUUUUAAGUGAAUGCCCCAUAGUUUUGCUGAAUGGUCCAGCUUAAUUUCUCCUUGCUUUUGUAAUAAAUUUUCUGGCUUAUAGAUUUUAUAUACAUUACAUUUAAAAUAUAAAUCAAAGAUUUUACUGACGCAGUUCUCCGUGCUUCUUUGCUCUCAAUAAAGUAUCUUUAUGUCAUUAGUUAA
Molecule: messenger RNA, 847 nt
Organism: Manis pentadactyla (Chinese pangolin)
Lineage: Eukaryota; Metazoa; Chordata; Mammalia; Pholidota; Manidae
Gene: PLAC8
Product: placenta associated 8
Exons: 5
Coding region: 167-514 (115 amino acids)
Biological process (GO): positive regulation of transcription by RNA polymerase II
Source: RefSeq, a predicted model, not a curated record